Messenger RNA from Dermacentor silvarum, 614 nucleotides. Its product is annotated as histone H2B. Gene Ontology annotation, molecular function: protein heterodimerization activity; structural constituent of chromatin; DNA binding. Lineage: Eukaryota; Metazoa; Arthropoda; Arachnida; Ixodida; Ixodidae. The transcript has a single exon. Bases 225 to 599 code for a protein of 124 amino acids. Gene Ontology annotation, cellular component: nucleosome. The record is from RefSeq and is a predicted model, not a curated record.
CUCGCGAUCUCUCAACGAUGUGUGUCGGGGCAGCGCUUUCGGCCGCCGCCACCGUGGUUGCGGGAAGCGAGAGCGGGAACGAGAGAGAGGAGGAGAAGCCGUGCGGACCAAUGGCGCGCGCGGCUUUCGCCGGUCGCGUGAACACCACCCCCUUCGGAUAAAAGCACGGGUGCGCGCGAGAGCGCCCGUAGUCUGAUCUCGCUUGCUCGUCUACUCGCAUCGCUAUGCCUCCCCAGCCGAGCGGUAAGGCCGUGAAGAAGGCCGGCAAGGCGCAGAAGAAUGUGCGCGCCACCGACAAGAAGAAGAAGAAGCGCCGCAGGAAGGAGAGCUUCUCCAUCUACAUCUACAAGGUGCUGAAGCAGGUGCACCCCGACACUGGAGUCUCCAGCAAGGCCAUGUCCAUCAUGAACAGCUUCGUGAACGACAUCUUCGAGCGCAUCGCCGCCGAGUCGUCCCGUCUGGCUCACUACAACAAGCGCUCGACCAUCACGAGCCGGGAGAUCCAGACUGCCGUGCGUCUGCUGCUGCCGGGCGAGCUGGCCAAGCACGCCGUGUCCGAGGGCACCAAAGCCGUCACCAAGUACACCAGCUCCAAGUAGGCGACCGAGCGCUCG